CUCUAUGGCUGAGUUGGUGGCCCGGGUGCGGCUCAGCGACAGGACGUGGACGUGCAAGUACAAUACGAGCGGUCAUUUGGUCAUUUUGUACAAAGCCCAGUUGCUGUCGUUCAUUGAGUACAGAACUGUCCCCCGGUCCGGCAUGCUCGCGCUCUUCGGGCAGCACUACCUUGCCGCGCUGUACCCCAGCACAAGCAAGAUCAGUUUGAUGGACCUCCGGAGCGGCGGCAGCUCGGCGGGCACGUGGAGGCUGCCGAAGCCCAAGGGUGUCGGCGCGUGGGCGUCGAUCUGCGCCGGCAGGGAGUCCAUCUUUGCGAUGGAGGACUCGGAGAGCCCGACCCUGUGGCGCUUCACCCCCACGCACGAGCUCGAGGACUGAUCCCCGCAUGCGCGCGCGCGCGCGGCCGCGGCGGCGGCCCGCCACCCCCCGCGCCGCGGCGCCCUCGAGGAGGGCACCUGUUCCCUCGCCUUUGGGGCGGGGCCGCGCGCGCAGCCGAAAGCAGCACGACAGC
Messenger RNA from Prorocentrum cordatum, 512 nucleotides. The record is from the annotation of a GenBank genome assembly. Lineage: Eukaryota; Dinophyceae; Prorocentrales; Prorocentraceae.